This is a messenger RNA of Coregonus clupeaformis (lake whitefish), 761 nucleotides long. RefSeq lists its product as uncharacterized. The record is from RefSeq and is a predicted model, not a curated record. The coding region runs from base 60 to 761 and encodes 233 amino acids. Lineage: Eukaryota; Metazoa; Chordata; Actinopteri; Salmoniformes; Salmonidae. The transcript is spliced from 7 exons.
UCCGCCCACCUACGACUCGUCUCAAACGGACCACACAUUUUCACGGCGCCAUUUUCUUCAUGUGGAAUGACUGCGGGAGCAUGCUGCUUAAAGCUAAACUUGGAGAUGUCCAAAAAUUUGUCAGAAUAACUGAGCCAAAUCUGAAAGACUUUUUGAUUGCAGCAUUUGCAAAGUUUGGUGUCCCAGCUGUAACAGAAGGUGUGAAAAUUGUUGACAGUUCAGGGACUGAAUUGGAUGAUGAUGUUUUUGAGGAUAUUAUAAAGGAUCCCUCAACUGGGGUGCUAACCAUCAAAUAUGACUCAGAAUCUGUCUCCAUGGUGGCCUCUUCUGAGCAAUCCCAACCAUCAUCCCUUGAUACCUUGGACUCUGAGGAUACAGUCAUUAUUUCAGAUAGCCCCUCCAGAAAACGCCAGAGGCUGGAUACAGAAGCCAAGCAAUUGGUGGAAUCAGCUCUUACCAACAAAACCGGUGGGGAACGUAUAAUAAAUGAAUACAACCGAACCAAGUCCUUGACGGAUGAAACAAGACGCAAAAUGGUGAACAUGCUGGCAGCUGACAUGACAGAAAUGAAUGGGAGCAUUAUUAUGAUGGCGAGAGUGGAACUGGGUACUUGGCCUGGAGGAUUAAAACUAUUCAGAGAGGCACCGCCAAAGACAGGCGAUCAUCAUUCGGAGAAUCAGCCAAAGGAUCAACUGGUGAAGACAUGUCUGGAGGACCGACUGUCAGACGAGAAUCCCAGUUUGUUCCAGAGACUGCCCUGA